GCACGAGUAGAAGACCGCCGCCAUUUCAUCUUUGCCACCCCGGAUGGUCUUCAAACUCUCUGUGGGGCCAAACGGUGGUAUAUGGACGGGACUUUCAGAUCGUCCGGGCACCGUUUUAUCAGCUUUUGACUAUCCACGCCUUCAUCAAAUCGGGCGAUGUCAUGAAGCAGCUUCCGCUAGUCUUCAUUCUGAUGUCUGGGAAGCGGAAAAGGGAUUAUGGCGAGGUCCUCUCUGUUCUUUUGGAACACCUGCCAAGGCAGCCUGAAGUUAACAGCGUUGUUGUUGACUUUGAGGCAGGUCUUUGGCAAGCCAUUAGGGAGACCUUACCAGACCUCAACAUCCAUGGAUGUGUCUUCCACUGGACCCAGGCUGUCUGGCGAAAAGCUGCUUCUAUUGGGCUCUCGUCAGCGUACAGACAUGACGACGGGACGCACGAUUUGAUAAGCCUUGGCCUGCCGUUCCUUCCUUCGGCACACAUCGGGCAAGCUUUCAAUAAGCUUCGAGAGCGAGCCUCGACCCCCCUGCUUGAGGAGCUGAUGGUUUACUUGGAGGAGACCUGGAUAGACAAUCCCUUGUGGCCCACCCACUCAUGGUCGGUGUUCAGGCAGUCGAUACGUACCAACAACGACGUUGAGGGUUGGCACCGGCGCCUCAACGACCAAUCACCAAAUGGACAGCUGCCCUUCUAUGUUCUGGUGCCACUUCUCCACCAAGAGGCCAAUCUGCUACCCCUUCAGCGGAAAUUGGUGUCCGAAGGAAAGUUAUGCCGCAGACAGAGGAAGACCGGACAACAGCAGCGAAUCUUCCGCCUCUGGGACCAGUACGAGUCCAAGGAAAUUCGCUCCCUGCGGUUCCUUUCCAAGUGUGGUAAGAUUAUAGGCCCCAUUGACAAACAGACGUGACUGACCUUUUAAAGAGCCCUGGACAAUGAGUAUCAGAUCUCUACGUCGCCUUGCUGCGACAUUGCGUGAUGCAUGGGGAUCUGAA
Saccostrea echinata is the source of this 987-nucleotide messenger RNA. RefSeq lists its product as uncharacterized. NCBI's taxonomy places the organism in Eukaryota, Metazoa, Mollusca, Bivalvia, Ostreida, Ostreidae. Bases 162 to 902 code for a protein of 246 amino acids. The record is from RefSeq and is a predicted model, not a curated record. The transcript is spliced from 3 exons.